UGCAGGGGGAAGGUUCCGGGCGGAGGGGGAGCUUCCGGGAGCAGCGGGGCGAAGUGGGCCGAGCCGGGCCGAGGGGGAGGAGGAGGAGGAUGAAGAAGGAGCAGGUAGUGCACUGUCAGUUCUCCCUUUGGUACCCGCUCUUCCGGGCCGUCACCAUUCGCAGUGUUAUACUUCCCCUACCAGAGAAUGUGAAAGAAUAUUUGCUGGAUGAUGGAACACUUGUGGUUUCUGGAAGAGAAGAUCCGCCAAGCCAUGCUCAGGAGGGGAGUGAUGAUGCAGAGGAAAUACAGUGGUCGGAUGAUGAAAAUACUACAACACUUAAGGCACCAGAAUUUCCUGAGUUCACAGCUAAGGUUCAAGAAGCAAUAAGUUCCUUGGGUGGUAGUGUUUUUCCUAAACUUAACUGGAGUGCUCCAAGGGAUGCCUACUGGAUAGCAAUGAACAGCUCUCUGAAAUGUAAAGCUCUCAGUGACAUCUUCCUCCUCUUCAAGAGUUCAGACUUCAUUACCCGUGACCUCACUCAGCCAUUUAUUCACUGUACUGAUGAUUCCCCUGAUCCUUCCUUGAACUAUGAGCUUGUUCUUCGCAAAUGGUGUGAACUAAUCCCUGGUGCAGAAUUCAGAUGCUUUGUUAAGGAAAACAAGCUUAUAGGUGUAUCGCAGAGGGACUACACUCAAUACUAUGAUCACAUCUCUAAGCAACAUGAGGAGAUCUGUAGAUCAAUACAGGAGUUUUUCAAGAAACACAUACAGUAUAAAUUCUUGGAUGAAGACUUUGUUUUUGAUGUGUACAGAGACAGCAUGGGUAAGGUUUGGUUGAUAGAUUUUAACCCAUUUGGUGAAGUAACAGACUCCCUGCUCUUUACGUGGGAAGAACUGACCUCUGGGAAAAACCUGAAAGGAGUCCAGAGUGAAGGGGAAGCAACAGAACAGGACUAUCCAGUUUUCCGUUGUACGAACAGUAAAGUUACUGUCCAGCCUAGUCCAUACCUGAGCUACCGACUGCCAAAAGAUUUUGUGGACCUUUCUACAGGAGAGGAUGUUCACAAAUUAAUUGACUUUCUUAAACUGAAAAGAAAUCAGCAAGAUGAUGACUGAGGUAUCAAGAAGGAUUACAUUCAAUGACAAGGAAGAAAUGUGGCAAAAGCUAUAUUUAGCAUAACUGUUAAGCUAUUGAUUUAAAGAAAACCUGCUUUUUAUAGUCAAUGACAGAACUGAAGAGCUGUUCAUCCUGUGUGUCUUGUUGGUUUAUAUAAAAGUGUAGAAAAGCUUUUUCAGGGAAACACAAAAGGUCAGGGUGAGUUCUCACUGGGUUCCAGGUUAAAUGCAGUUAUACCAUGGUGCAAGCCAGCAACAAUCCGAGUGCAACUGAAUGACUGCUUUCCCAUCUCCUAAUGUGAAGCUUGAUGCCAUUGGACUCUUCAGUGAUAAAUAUGACAACAUUUAAUGCUUGUGCUGUUAAAACAUCAAGCAUUAGGCACAGUCUUGCUUAAAUGUAGUAUAGUCACGAAGAAAGAAAGGAACGUACUUUUUUUUUUUUCCUGUAGUAACCUUUUGAAAUUGGAAAUUGACUUUGUUUUGGGAGCACUUAUCAUCCUUCCUUUAUGUAAAAAAGAAAAGAAAAAAAGUGGAGAUGUGAUUUUUUUGUUUGGUUUUGGUUUUGUUCUGAGGGCUAAUGCUUCCUUUCAGAGAACUGCUAUAGCUAUAGUAGACUACUUCAGCUUUGAAAGUUUUGCAUUUCAGGUAUUUGACAUUCUGAAUGCAUUUCAAGUAUGGUAAUAUUUUCACAGCAAGCUUUAGCUAUGAAAUUUGUUAAAGUUCACCAAAUUUCAUUUCAUUUUAAUAGUAAAGCUUUCUUGAAACUUGUUUUUUAACUUUAUUUCAUACCAGACGUCAGCUGUGGCUUUAAUAUAAAUAUGUUAACCAUAACAUCAACCUGUAAUUGUAUAUAUAGACUCAGUCUUGUUUCUUUUGUAUCAGAUCUCUGAGUUUCUUAAGAAAAUGAUUACUCUUUCAGCUCUUGAAAUUCUGUAUUCAUUUGGUACUUCAUGUCCCUUGCAUAAAAGGAAGCUUGUCUAAAUUUGUGGAAACAGAAGCUCUUGUUACCAAUUGCUGUUAUUGCAGGGGAAGGGACAAUUUCAGACAAAGAACCAACUAACUUGGACAUAGGUGUUUGCAUGGCAUCAGUAAUUUGUGAACAGUUCCUGCUGAAAUGAGAGGACAUUUGGAGGUGCUCACAGUCCCGGGGAAUUGGUUCCUGUUUCAAACCAGUUAUGUGCUACUUUGUGCGUGUAUAUAAAGCUGUUCAUGUUUCUUUG
Messenger RNA from Phalacrocorax carbo (great cormorant), 2317 nucleotides. Lineage: Eukaryota; Metazoa; Chordata; Aves; Suliformes; Phalacrocoracidae. The record is from RefSeq and is a predicted model, not a curated record.